GCUGAUCGUUCGCCUUCCACAUGCCUCGCAGUCCUCGACGAGCGUCCCGAGCCGCCCAAUACGUCGCUCGACAUCGACCGGUCCGACCCGUCGCAAGUCGUCGUGCGCGUCCACCUGCCCGGCUUCUCGCUCGACAACAUCACGGUCGCCAUGCGCCGAGGCCACAAGGUGCACGUCGUCGCCGACUCGUACGGCGAGAGCGGCGGGCACUACGAGAAGCUCGUGACGCUCGGCAGCGACGUGUCGUCGGCCGCACCGCGCGCCGAGUUUGACGGCACCCUCCUCCGCAUCUUUAUCCACCGCCGC
This is a messenger RNA of Rhodotorula graminis WP1, 306 nucleotides long. RefSeq lists its product as uncharacterized. The annotation marks the transcript as partial. The record is from RefSeq and is a predicted model, not a curated record. NCBI's taxonomy places the organism in Eukaryota, Fungi, Basidiomycota, Microbotryomycetes, Sporidiobolales, Sporidiobolaceae. The transcript has a single exon.